GUCUGGACCAGAAUCGCGGCGGCGAGUACGCUGCGUACGAGGCGCUGAUUGAGAAGUUCGUCAAAGCCCUCAGAGACUGCCAGAUCACGCCGUGCGUGGUGCUGGACGGAGGCUUGGACUACACGGACAAGAAGCUGGAAACUGUGACUGAAAGAAACACAGAUCGCGUCAACAGAGCCCAUAAAGCGGCCGUGGAGGGCAGUCACCAGGGCAUCCUGCCACAGCUGGCCAACAUGGUCUUCACACAGACUCUGGCGCGGCUGGAGGUCCAGGUGGCGAGGUGCUACGGAGAAGCUGACCAGGAGGUGGCGGCCCUGGCCAGCGAGUGGCGGUGCCCGGUGCUGUCUGUAGACAGCGACUUCUUCAUCUUCGACCUCCUGGGGCUGGUGGGGCAGAUGCCGGUGGGGCUGCUGCCCAUGUCCCACUUCCAGUGGGAGGCGGUACGAGGGACCGGCUCGCAGCGCUACAUCCCCUGCAAGGGCUACACCACAUCCAGCUUCUGCAACUUCUUCAAGAUCCAGCCCCAGGUCCUGCCCACCUUCGCCGUACUGGCAGGGAACGACUACGUGAAGAAGAGCAAGUUGUUCAACGACCUGGAGGGGCUGCUGCGCUGGCUGAGGUGCUUCACCGAGCCGCGGGACGCCUUCAAGGCGCUGAUGAGAGGACUGAGCAAGGACAAAAAGGAGGAGCUGUUGACAGAUCUGCAUCGGGGCGUGGAGGAGUACAAACUCCCCCCCAGCUCCCUGAAAGAGUUCUUCAUCCAUGGGGCGGUGCCUCCGUUCCCAGCUGUGGAAGAGGUGGCGGGUCGUGUCCCAGACUGGGUCCUGCUGCCGCUGACCCAGGCCCGGCUGACGUCAGACAUCCUGGACGUCCUGCUGAUGCGCAGGAUCACGCUCAACAACCCCGUGGAGCACGGGGACAUGCCCAGCUGUCACCUGAUGUCCCGGCCGCUGCGCCAGCUGAGGUACGGGCUGCUGCUGGGCGAAGGCGAGGAGGUGACGGAGCGAGACAGAGAGGGACUGCAGGUCGUUUUCAACCCGGUCAAAGCCGUCGUCCCAGGCAACGGACAGCAGCUGACACUCAACUC
Etheostoma spectabile (orangethroat darter) is the source of this 1087-nucleotide messenger RNA. RefSeq names its product protein asteroid homolog 1. Lineage: Eukaryota; Metazoa; Chordata; Actinopteri; Perciformes; Percidae. The record is from RefSeq and is a predicted model, not a curated record. Gene Ontology annotation, molecular function: nuclease activity.